UACGCAUUAUAAAACGCAAGGUUAGCCUUUUUAAGUAAAACUAACCGCAACUUCCUUGUAUGAACACCUUGGGUUUAUUGUGAAGGACGUUUACGCUGAUCGUAUGAUGUGGUGGUACAAAAGUUUAGGACUUGAUCUUGUAGCGAUUAUUUCAGUCGCAGCGGAGAAUUACAGCUUGACCUCUUGCGCAACAGAAUGGCGCUCAGUUCCGUGUGAUCUGGCGGAACCGAAGAUAAAACUAAACAAUGGCGACUUUGAAGUGGAAGAGUCUCUUGAUUCAGUGGUCAUUACUUCUGAUGUUUGGAUCGGCUACUUAUUAGCAAAAAUUCCGUUCCUCUUGCUCGGUCUAGUAGGGGUAGUCGUCGGUGUGUCAGUCGGUAUCUUGGUAGCAGUUGUUGGAGCUGUUGUACUAUUUUGUCUCAAAAGAAGAGGAAAAGUAACAUGUUCAAAGACGAAGACCCUUCAUAAUAAAAACGACGAGGAUGUUUUAGAAGAGAGGUCAUCAAAUGUAAAUAGGAUCGACAACUCCGUUGCCAAUCAAAACUACUUUGUACUCGAGAAACACACAACGAAAUGAAGCCAUCUCGGACGAGGAUGAUUACCAUUCCAUCAAUGAUAUAGAAGACCCACGUGAAAACGCCAAAGGCGACUGCGAUGAUUACGACUUCACUACUAAAAGGGCAGCGACAUUCGGUGGCAUGCAUCCUGACACUGUAUAUAACAAACAUAUGCUUGGAAGACAAGUUGACUAUGCCCAUGUCAAAGAACCAGGUCAGAUAAAUAGCCUCACAUCAAACAUCGACUAUGAUGCGACUGUAACUUCGCCGGCGAGAUCCGCUCACGGAAUCGGCGACUACGACCAUGUCCAGGGACUGACAGAGGUGCAUAAAGCUGCCUCAGGUAACGAUUAUGACACAACUGCUGCAUCACUAGCUACUUAUGGAAGAAGACAGGGCGAAAAAGGCGAUGAAAGCAAUUAUAAUCACAUACGUACCAGCGUGGUUUAAGGAAGUUGGGAAAGAUCGAUUUGAUGCUCACCAGAAAAGCUUGAUUCCGGUUGUAAAUGCGAUGUUCAAAGAUUCUCCGUGUGACUUUUCCUGGCUAAAGACAUUUGACUAGUUAAUGUUGGAAAAAGGGCAAAUAAAACGUUUUAAUUAAUUUAAUUUUUAUGUAAUUAAAUUUAUUUUCAUAAAUUAAGGCACGGUAUUAUUGUGCAUCUGAUUGUUAAGAAUUUGACUCAAACUAUGGGAGAAUCUGCAUGAAGCUGUCUAUAAGGAGGGGCACAGGUGAAUGAACGAAUGAUUGGAUAUUGAAGGUGAACAUGAUCCUUGUCGGGGUAUAUGGAUGUUUAAGGGAUUGUUGCUUUUAGAGCAUCUAUGGAUGUUUAAGGGAGUGUUGCUUUAAGAACAUCUAUGGAUGGUUUAAGGUAUUGUUGUUUUUAGAACAUAUACGGAUGUUUUGAGGGAUUGUUUCUUUACGAACAUAUAUGGAUGUUUUAAGAGAUUGUUGCUGUUGGAGCAUAUAUGGAUAUUUUAAGGGAUUGUUGCUUUUAGAGCAUAAAUGGUUGUUUGUUGCUUAAAGCGCGUCUAUGGAUGUUUUAAGAGAGCGUUCUUUUAAACCGCCUCUAUUGGUUGAAGGGAGUGUAUCUUUAAGAGCCUUUCUGGACGUGUUAAGGGAUUGUAAAUUUUAGUGUAUCUAUGUUUUAAGGGAUUGUUUCUUUUGAAGCAUAUGCGAAAUUGUAAGAUUAAGCUGUUUUUGCGGAUGGGGACGUACAAUUAAGCCUUAUGGUUAAAUAAGCACAUUUUGUUUGAUAUUUCACACCACACGUUACUUAAUAUUUUUCUCUGAAACAUUCAAGUGUUUUUUUUGUACAUUUCAUACAUGUGUUCAUGUGGCGUUAAGUGAGCAAAACAGAGCACAACGUCAUUUGGAUAUGACGUUGAUAUGAUGUUACAUUAUGCUCGACACAUUAUAUAUUAUUUGGAAAUGUUUGUUUGUAAGUAUGGAUGAAAGGAAUGUGAUCAUUUGAUGUGCUAUCAGAAGUUUUUGGAUGUAAACAGUUUCAUAAACCAGUUAUAUAAUAUUAAUUUUCGUCCGAACGUUUAUUACAAUAACAAGAUCUACAUUUAUUGUCAGGUUUUAUCAAUAACGAAUAUAUUAUAUAUGUGUUUAGCAUCGACGAGCGCGUCGUUAAUUUAGCCUUGAAACAUAAACAUCUCUAUAUUCAACAAUUUUUCAUAAUUAUAAUAUGUAUUAUAUGGUUCACCGAGGCAAACGCAUUUGUGAGCAAUUUUGUGAUAUGCGCCUGCCUACUUGAAACAGGCAUCACAUUCGCAAGUCUUAAUUUAACAAGCUUACUGUUAUAUAUGAAUAGAAAAACAGAAACGACAUAGAACAUUUGUUACACAUAAUUUCAUGACACAAUAUUUGAUUCAUUCAAUUCUUACUUAUUACUUUACGGGACUUAUUCACUCUAAAUUGCUCAUUAUCCGGAGCAAGCAUAUACUUUACGACGUUUAUGUUGCACAGAUGCCAACUACUUGAAAGAGUACUUGAUACAGAAUCCCUUAUAAAUUGUCGUUCUUUAUAGCCCUGAUAUACCUGAUGUAAACCUUAUUAUGAUGAUAGUGGUGGUGGUUAUGCUGCUGCUGCUGAUUAUGAUGAUGUCGAUGAUACUUAAGCGGGAUAUUUAAAGAGAGAUAUAAAAAAACUUACAAGAAACAAAAUAAUGACUAUGCAAUCUUACCUUGGUGGACUAGUAUGAAAACCUCGAACAAUAGACACAACUAAAACAUUGUUUUAGAGAAACAAGUCAUACGAUUACGAAUAUAUUCCAUACUGUUUCUUUGUAUACCAUACAAUAAUGCAGGUUAACAGUUAAGUACAUGGUUUAAAUAGUUAAGUUAAAAUACAACAUGUAGUCGGUGAAGCCUUGUUUUAAUGUUAUUGAUCAGUGGUUAUUAUAAUUAAUUGAAUACAUAUUUUGUAUUGUCGCUGUUGUAAAUAUCUUCAUAUAGGAAUACUUAAUUGUCAUUUUAAGUAAUUAUUAUAAGUAAGUUAAUAUCUAUCAGUAGUUAUUAUAAUUAGUUAAAUACAUAUUUUGUUUUGUCGUUGUUGUAAGUAUAUUUAUAUUGGAAUACGUAAAUGUUAUUUUCAGUAAUUAUUAUAAUUAAGUUAAUAUCUAUUUGGUAUUGUCUUCGUUUGUCGCUUUUCAUAGGAACGGUAAAAUGUAAUGGCAAAAUAAUACUUAACUCGAUAUCUAUUGUUUCAGUAAAAGUUAGAUUCCAAAUAUUAAGUUCACAUCGAAUAUGUUAAGAACAUUCUCCGUAUGUAAACUAAUUUCUAUCAAUCACAUUUUCUUGCCAUGCUAUUUAAUUGAAAUAUGUAUUAUGUUUAAAUUGCUAUGUACUGAUUGUAUUCGCCAAUAAAAUUGUAUGUCUGUUUGUCUUGCAAACGCUCAAUUGAAUGAUUGAAAUGGCUUUGUGCAGAUUUCUGUUUGACGACUGUAAGUAAUGUCUGCAUAUUAUAGUUUAAAAAAGAGAGGCUUUAUGAUCAAUUUGUUAAAAAA
Molecule: messenger RNA, 3568 nt
Organism: Dreissena polymorpha
Lineage: Eukaryota; Metazoa; Mollusca; Bivalvia; Myida; Dreissenidae
Exons: 4
Coding region: 104-577 (157 amino acids)
Source: RefSeq, a predicted model, not a curated record